Stylonychia lemnae is the source of this 2568-nucleotide messenger RNA. The record is from the annotation of a GenBank genome assembly. Lineage: Eukaryota; Ciliophora; Spirotrichea; Sporadotrichida; Oxytrichidae.
AUGCGAGAAACUUUUAACCCAAAAAGAGUUUAGUAACAGCAUUAGGCUAGAUAAAGUCACAAACUCUAUCAACAACGAAGUCAUAGUAGUAGCUGCUUUUACUCUGAAAACAAUAUCUCAGAAAAUGAUGAAGAUGGAGAUGGGUCCUCUUUUAUAUCCAGCAAGCAGGAGACACCAGAUUUGAAGCCUCACAAGUUAAAAUUUAAGCACGUUUAAAGAGAACCCUCAAUAUUCGACCCCGACUAAUCUGACUCACAAAUAUAACUAACCAAACAUUUGAUAUAGGUAUAAAAUAUGACGAUCGAUCAGCGAGAGAAAGUUUAUUUUGAGCAAUAAAACCCAAUAAAUAAACAAGGACUUAAGACUGAAUAUUACUACGACAAUAAUUAGUUAACAUUUAUGGGUUCUCAAAACUUGUCUCAUUAUGACUAAAAGCCUGAAGAUUAUGUAAUUACUUAGAAAAAUUAGGCAAGUUCUAUGGUCGAGACUUAAGAGAGUAUCAAUAAGUAGCAAUACUCAGACUAUAAUUAAACAAGAGCUAAUUCACACGUCCCUCCAAAUUUUAAUCCAAAAUAUCACAAAAUUAUAAAUGAAUCAAUCAUUAGCCAAACAUAGUAAACUUCCUCUGGUUAGAGUAAUAAUCAAACCAGAAACCAAUCAUCUUCAAUUAUGAUAGACUCACUGAGUCUAAUUUAGAAAAAUAGGGCCAACAUUUUAAAUGCAAGCAAUAAUUAAAGCAUUCGAGACACAAUUAUUUCUUCAUCCUAAAACCAGGAAUCUAUAAAUGUCCUCAACAAUAUUUCAAAUUCAUAGAAAAAUACUGCUCAUGUUUCAGAAGUUCCUACAGAAUAUAAAUCUAUUUCUGAUAUACAUGAAGUGUUGGAAAUACAAGAGACCAGCUUUGACUCUAGCAAUGAGAGAAGGUAAAUAGUAAAGAAUAGUAGAAGGCCUGAACAAAGUUUCAGAAUAUCGAUCACACCGUGCAUUAAAAAUGAGAUUCAAUCACACUCAUCAUUGAAAGUUAUUGGAAGAUAGUCUGUUAAAUCCGUGAGAAAAACCCCAUAAUUUAAAGGAAUGGGUAGUGUAUAGCAGAUUCACUCAACAAAAAACUCUAGCGCUAAGAAACCACUGAUCGGAAUGUAGAGAUACUGUGAAACAUAAGAGGAUAGUGUUAAUUCAAAACUAUAAGAGUCGAUCUCCUAAACUAGCCUCUAACCGGCUUAUCUUAAUACGACAGGCGUAGCACAUGAAUUACUAAUAAGAUCCUCAAAUACUCCAUUGGUAAUAACCUCAAAGGACAGACCUAAUGUUUAUCGUAUAAUCGGAAGAGAGUCAUCAAAGGAUCCACAAAGUAUGAAACAAUCUUAUAGAGGUGCUGAAUAAAAAUUAUCUGCAACACCUAAACAACAAACAUUUUAAAAUAAACCAUUGAUAGACUUGAACUAUAAUGGAAGGUAAAGUACUGGAGUUAAAAAUUUAAAGCAUUAGUUGGAUGAAUACUAGCAAAAAAAUUAACUGUUUCAAACUCAGAAUGUUAGAUACGGUAAAAACCUCAACUUAAAUCAAGCAAAUUAUGAUGCUAACAAUAGAAUUUUUGGAGGAGGAUUCAUGACUGCUAAUUAAUCUCCAAAGUCAUUUUUUGAAGGAUCUUAUAAUCAAAAUAUUUACGAUAAUAAUACAUCCUUAAGGCUGAAAACCCUUGAUUAAUAAAAAUAGGAUUUCCAAGAGAAACUUAGGGCUAAGCAAAAUUUGAUUUUCUAGCCAUAAUAUCAAUAAUGUGGAUUCAAUAAUGACGAUGAACAGUAAUUUCAAAGACUUAAUACUGAUAGUAUUUAUCACCAGCAGUAGUAUAAACUUAACUUGUAAAAAGCAAAUUAUAUAAAAAGUAACAUACCUGCUCCUAAGAAAUUAGUACCUUUACCAAACUUGAAGCCUGAAUUCAUAAACUAAAAUGAUUUGAAUGAGGGCAUUAUAUAUACUUAAGGAGGUAUAGGAUACUAGUAAAGACAUAUAAAUAAACAUGCAGUUAGAUUCGAAGAUCAGUCGGAAGAUUUUAGUGAUUAAAAUAUGCAGAAAAAUGUCAAUUUGAGGGCAAGAAAGUCUAACAAAAAUGAUGUUAGCUUAUAACUUUAGCAAUAAAUCUACUUUUAAACUGACCCAUAAAGUAUGAUAAAUCCAAGAACCAAAAGUAAGUUGCUUGAUGAAAUCACUUAGAGAGAAAAAUAUUUAAGAGCACUAAAAUAAAUGCAAUUGGGGAACGGUUAUGAAGAACCCGAUAUUUCGGAUCAUGAAAAUGAUCACUAAGAUGAGCCUGAUCAUGAAAAUUAGAAUGAUCAUUAUUAACCUCCACAAAUUUUCCUGACAUAAGAACGAGAUUCAAAUUCAUCUGGGUUGAUGAGCAGAUCCUAAACAUUUGAAAAAUAGUAAUAAAGCAAGUAGAGAUAAACAACCAGUAACAAAUCAAGCAGUCAAUCUAAAAGAAAGUAAAGCUUAAACUAUGGUAAAAACAUUGAAAGUAAGAAGCAAUUAGACAACUUAAAUGAAGAUUCUAGAUGCAUUAUUAUGUGA